AUGGCGUCAGCGUGUCCUCAAGCCGGCAUCCCCACAGAUGAUGAGCAGGCCACCGGUCUGGAGAAGAUUGUGUUGGAGGCGUCAAAAGAGAGGAACUGUAAGUGUCUUGAUCCAUAUAGGUUCUUAAAACCGCAGGAGUAUGCAGGCUCCAAACAAGACCCUCAUAUUGUCCCCUCCAUAACCAACAAGAGGAUUGUUGGUUGUGUUUGUGAAGAGGACAACACUGCAGUGGUAUGGUUUUGGUUGCAUCAGGGAGAGGCCCAGCGCUGCCCAUCCUGUGGCGCUUACUACAAACUUGUUCCACACGAGUUACCCCACUGAAAUAUACACUUCACAGCAGAGGAGGCCUGGACACUCCCAUCCUGACUCAAACACCAUAGAUACUCUUAUUAAUGCACAGUCCCCUUCGAUGUUCCCUGUUCUGAAGAAUAAAAUUGCACUUUAUAAA
Sinocyclocheilus rhinocerous is the source of this 448-nucleotide messenger RNA. Its product is annotated as cytochrome c oxidase subunit 5B, mitochondrial-like. Gene Ontology annotation, cellular component: respiratory chain complex IV; mitochondrial envelope. NCBI's taxonomy places the organism in Eukaryota, Metazoa, Chordata, Actinopteri, Cypriniformes, Cyprinidae. Bases 1 to 321 code for a protein of 106 amino acids. Gene Ontology annotation, biological process: mitochondrial electron transport, cytochrome c to oxygen. The record is from RefSeq and is a predicted model, not a curated record. The transcript has 4 exons.